AUGGCCAGUCACCGAGACCCUCGAUUUCUGCACAACCUGUCCUACCACCCACGAUGGCAACACAACUCAAUAAAAGUGAAAAGAAAAAGGCAUAUGCGGACAGUGGCUUCAAAUAUUUGCAAUGAUUAUAGUCAGUUUAAAUCUUUAGAAUCUUUGUCAUCAAAACCACAGCUGCCAUGUUCCCCUGCGCAACACUCCAGAAGCUUCCGGUGGACCACAUUUCUUCUUUCCUUAUUCGUGGUUUUAAUAUUUCCCUGUCAAGCCUGGGCUGCCACUUUCAAGAUUGCCCUGGUUGGACCCUGGACGUGUGACCUCUUAUACUCCAGAGCCCUUCCUGACCUUGCAGCAAGGCUUGCCACUGCUCGCAUGAACAAGGACCCCUACCUCAACAAAGGCUAUUGGUACGACUACACGCUGAUCACUGAGGACUGCAAGUCAUCCCGUGCACUCGCUCGCUUUGCAGAGCUGGAAGGUUAUGGUGCUGCUGUCCUGGGCCCUGCCAACCCGGGCUACUGCAGCUCAGCUGCUCUGUAUGCAAAAGAAUGGGAUGUGGGGAUUCUUUCUUGGGGUUGUCUGAAUCCCAACAUGGAUCAAGGAGACAUGUAUCCCACCUUCCUGCGGCCGGUGCCAUUGUCCUCACAUGUACUCUUCUCUGUGUUGCGGUACUUCCGAUGGGCUCAUGUGGCCAUAAUCUCCGAGGAAACAGACAUAUGGGAAGCCACCGGACAGGAGCUUGCCUCGUCACUGAGGGCCCUUGGCCUGCCUGUCAACCCUGUGGUUACAAUGGAGGAUGAUAAAGACGGGCCUCAAAGAGCCCUCACAAAAGUCAGGGAUGCAGACCGGGUCAGAGUGAUCAUCAUGUGCAUGCCUUCUGUCCUACUUGGUGGACAAACCCAGUACCAACUACUGACAACAGCCUUGGCAAUGCGUAUGAUCGACCGUGGCUACGUCUUCAUUCCUUAUGAUACUCUCCUUUAUGCACUACCCUACAAAGAUGCACCCUACUACAUGCUGGGCAAUGACACCAAGCUGAGGAAAGCCUAUGACGGAGUCCUUACCAUUACUAUGGACUCUGGAGAGCGCAAUUUCUAUGAGGCCUUCCGAGAUGCCCAGGACAGCUAUGAAAUUCGUACAAGCACCUCGCCAGAGCAAGUUUCCCCCUUCUUUGGCUCAAUCUACAACAUGAUGUACUAUACAGGAAUGGCGGCUGAGCAAGCCCGUGCAAGUGGAGGCCGUUGGGUAACUGGGACCAUACUUGGUGAAAGCAAGGGCGAGUUUCAAUUUCAAGGCUUCAACCAGCCUGUGAGGUCAGGCCAGUAUGGUGAAGGCAUGCAGGUUGACUAUGUUGUGCUGGACUACAGCGGAAUGGGUCCCCUUCUCUACUCCACUCAUAUAUUGAAGUCCAUGCACACAAACGGAGGGAUGGGCAGUUUGAAAUACCUCAGUCGUUCGAUCCAUUUUGCAGGUAGCACGCCCUACACUGACUCUGGAUGCUGGUUUAGCCCGUACUUUGCCUGUACUGGAGGCAUGGAUUCAGUCACUCUUUUCUUCCUUUUCCUGAUAUUUGUCGCACUGGCUGGAUGUCUAAUCAACCUCUUUUUACGCUUUAAGAGAAUGGGAAGAGUUGGAUUUAGCUUUGGAGGUAGUAAUGGAUCAUCAAAGGUAGUCCUGACACUUGAUGACCUAGUCUUCAUUAACACUCAAGUCAGCAAACGGAAGCUCAAUGAUGAGAGUAUCAUGAAAAGCCAGCUUGAUAUGAAGACACCACACCACUCAGUGUCUGGUCGCAGCUACUUGGCCUCCACACCUGACAGCUCAAAUGUUGCCGUAUUUGAGGGGGACUGGGUUUGGUUGAAGAAAUGCCCCACUGGAUCUGUGUCAUCUGUCAACAGCAGUACUGAGUAUGUCUUUGUCAAGCUGAGAGACAUGAGGCAUGAAAACCUCAACCUGUUCCUGGGACUGUUCUUUGACUCUGGGAUCUUUGGUCUUGUGACUGAGCAUUGCACCAGAGGCAGCUUGGAGGAUCUGCUCAACAACGACGAAGUGCGUCUGGACUGGAUGUUCAAGUCUUCCCUGUUAAUGGAUCUGAUACGAGGAAUGAAGUACCUUCACCAUCGUGACAUCAUCCAUGGACGCCUCAAAUCACGAAACUGUGUGGUAGAUGGUCGCUUUGUAUUGAAGGUGACAGAUUAUGGGUUUAAUGAAAUAUUGAUCGCCCAAAGCAUUGACAACGAUGAGGAAAAACCAGAAAAUCUGCUUUGGACGGCUCCUGAGCUGCUGCGAAGUACUAGCUUGAGGCGGCGAGGCACUUUCUUAGGAGAUGUCUACAGCUUUGCCAUUGUCUCGCAGGAAGUCAUCGCACGCUCUGCACCCUUCUGCAUGCUGGACAUGCCUCCCAAGGAGAUAAUCAACAAGGUCAAAGACCCUCCUCCUUUGUGUCGGCCAAUUCUGUCAGUGGAUGAGGCACCGCUAGAUGUGAUUCAAGUUUUGAAACAGGCCUGGAGUGAAGAGCCUGAGAAGAGGCCAACCUUUGAGGAGAUCUUCAAGCAGUUUAAGAGCAUCACCAAGGGAAAGAAGACCAACAUCAUUGACUCUAUGCUGCGCAUGUUGGAGCAGUACUCCUCCAACUUGGAGGAUCUGAUCAGAGAGCGGACAGAGGAACUGGAGGUGGAAAGACAAAAGACUGACAAACUGGUGGCUCAGAUGUUGCCAAAGUCUGUGGCUCAGGCACUGAAGACAGGCAAGCCAGUCAAACCUGAGCACUUUGAUGGGGUAACACUAUACUUCAGUGACAUUGUGGGCUUCACCACCAUCUCAGCUCUCAGUGAGCCCAUUGAGGUGGUCGACCUACUCAAUGACCUGUACACACUUUUUGAUGCCAUCAUUGGAUUGCAUGAUGUAUACAAGGUGGAAACUAUUGGAGAUGCCUACAUGGUAGCCUCAGGAGUCCCUGUAAGAAACAGUAACCGUCACGCAGCUGAGAUGGCCAACAUGUCUCUCGACAUCCUCCACUGCAUCGGGACCUUCAAGAUGAGGCACAUGCCUGAACUAAAAGUCAGAAUCCGUAUUGGCCUUCACUCGGGCCCAGUGGUAGCAGGAGUGGUCGGUCUUACAAUGCCAAGGUACUGUCUGUUUGGAGACACUGUCAACACAGCAUCUCGAAUGGAGUCCACAGGGUUGCCUUACAGAAUCCAUGUCAACCAAAGCACAGUUGAUAUCCUGAAUAGCCUGAAGUUGGGAUACAAAAUUCAAGUCAGAGGCAUGACGGAGUUAAAGGGCAAAGGUGUUGAGAACACCUACUGGUUGGUUGGGAGGGAUGAUUUCAACAAGCCUCUGCCUAUUCCUCCAGACCUUCAAGGGGGAAGCAAUCAUGGUAUCAGUUUAGAAGAGAUACCUCCUGAUAGAAGACAGAAAUUCCUGGACCGACAGAAGAAGAUGGGCUAG
Molecule: messenger RNA, 3444 nt
Organism: Cheilinus undulatus (humphead wrasse)
Lineage: Eukaryota; Metazoa; Chordata; Actinopteri; Labriformes; Labridae
Gene: gucy2d
Product: guanylate cyclase 2D, retinal
Exons: 18
Coding region: 1-3444 (1147 amino acids)
Biological process (GO): cGMP biosynthetic process; protein phosphorylation; intracellular signal transduction
Molecular function (GO): protein kinase activity; guanylate cyclase activity; ATP binding
Source: RefSeq, a predicted model, not a curated record